Strongyloides ratti is the source of this 672-nucleotide messenger RNA. RefSeq names its product Acidic leucine-rich nuclear phosphoprotein 32 family member A. Gene Ontology annotation, molecular function: histone binding. The record is from RefSeq and is a predicted model, not a curated record. Lineage: Eukaryota; Metazoa; Nematoda; Chromadorea; Rhabditida; Strongyloididae. Bases 1 to 672 code for a protein of 223 amino acids. Gene Ontology annotation, cellular component: nucleus. The transcript has a single exon.
AUGCCUAAUAUUACUGAAGAAACCAUCAAGGAGAGAAUCAAAAAAGAACUUAAUGGAACCGAAAAAAAGGAUCUUAUAAAUCUUUAUUUAGAUAAUUGUAAAAUUGAAAAUUUUGAAGCGUUGUCUGAUGGUUUUGAUUCACUAGAAUCUAUUUCUCUUAUUAAUACCUCACUAUCUUCAUUAGAGGGAUUCCCAACGUUAGCUAACUUGAAGGUUAUUGACCUUUCUGCCAAUAAUUUAACAGGUGGUCUUAAACAUCUUACAAAAAAUAUGGAAAUUGCUCAUAUUAAUUUAUGUUCUAACAAAAUUGAAAAACUUGAGGAGCUCGAACCACUAAAGGAGCUAGAUAACCUUAAAUCUUUAGAUACAUUUGACAAUCCAAUCUCUUUCUUGGACAAUUAUCGUGAAGCUAUUUUCAAGAUGUUACCACAAUUGACAUAUCUUGAUGGAGCUGACAAAACUGGAACGGAGAUGGAAAUGACUAUGAAUACAGAAGCUGAGGAUGAUGACGGUGAGGAUGGAGCUGAAGAUGAGGAUAAUGACCGGGGUCUUUCAAUUCUUAAUGAUCCUGAAGCAUGUGAAGACGAUGACUCAGAGGACUUUGUGCCACCUAGUGAAGAAGAAGUAGCGUCUCGUGGUGUAAAAAGAAAACAUCCUGGAGACGAGGAAUAA